Molecule: messenger RNA, 2205 nt
Organism: Triplophysa dalaica
Lineage: Eukaryota; Metazoa; Chordata; Actinopteri; Cypriniformes; Nemacheilidae
Gene: mymk
Product: myomaker, myoblast fusion factor
Exons: 6
Coding region: 905-1681 (258 amino acids)
Cellular component (GO): plasma membrane
Source: RefSeq, a predicted model, not a curated record
UAAAAUGUUUCAGCUGCAUAAAUCACGCAAAAAAACGAAUAAACAAUUUCACAUAAAAAUAUGAGCAGUACAAAUGUAUUCUUGGCGCACACAGUUAAUAGACUCCUAGUAUAUCAGUACAUCUGCACUUCUCAAGACUCGCAGGUCUCUAAAACUACAUCUCAACCCUGCACCCUACUGCAUGCAUUCAUUGCUUUUAAACCCUCAGAACCACAUUCACGUCAAACGCAGAUUCACAGUGACGCAUCCAGGUGCUUUUACCAGGCCAAUGUCAAUAACCCAAAAGAGACUUUAGAACUUUCUAUAGCCACUUUUACGGAUCGAUUCCCUGUCAUCCAGACUGACCACUUUAUAAAGAAUACAUUCAAAGAAUUCUCUGUACGGCCAAAUGUGCGGUACAUUAAGUAGGAAUAUAUGUACUGAAUUCCUUGUAGCCAAAUAUUGUCCACCGACCACAUCACAAAUUUUCAGACACCCUAAACAUUUGACAUACUGUCACUUUUUUGCAUACUUGUAUAUCAGGGAAUUCAGAUGCGAGGUGUGAUCCUGCUGCCUUGAACGUGACACCAGAACGUAAAGUUCACCAUAAAUGGCUUCGCUCUUUGUCUAACUGUUGUUGUUUUAGAAUGGCAAAAAUGUGUGACAUUGCCAUGUGAGGGCAGGACCUCUCCCCAAGCUCCACGCAGACAGCUGCUCCCUGAUGACUGUGCACAUACGGACCCCUCCGAGCCCUUUAAACUUUAAAGGUCCAUCAGAGAACCAGCUGUGUGCGAGUGUUAAAGAGACUGAGAGUGUGUGAGGGUCACUGUUCACUUUCAUUUUCAACGAUUUGGCUGAACGCAACACGCCGGUCAUUAACAAAGUGCAAUUUCCAAUAAUCCAGAGGUCUAUUAUUUGGGUCAGAAUGGGAGCGUUUAUCGCCAAGAUGUUGUUGCCCACAAUCAGCAGUCUGGUGUUCUUGCCCGCAGCCAGCGUGGCCGCCAAGAGAGGCUUUCACAUGGAGGCCAUGGUCUAUUUCUUCACCAUGUUCUUCAUAGCGAUUUAUCACGCAUGUGAUGGACCGGGGCUGUCUAUACUCUGUUUCAUGAAGUAUGAGAUUCUGGAGUACUUCAGCGUGUAUGGAACAGCCAUCUCCAUGUGGGUCACAUUGCUAGCGCUGGGAGAUUUCGAUGAACCCAAACGCUCAUCACUCACUAUGUUUGGGGUGCUGACUUCGGCUGUGAGGAUCUACCAAGACCGAUGGGGCUACGGCAUCUACUCCGGACCCAUCGGAACAGCUGUCUUCAUGAUAACAGUCAAAUGGUUACAAAAAAUGAAGGAAAAGAAGGGACUUUAUCCAGACAAAAGCGUUUACACUCAACAAGUUGGACCGGGAUGCUGUUUCGGCGCUCUUGCUUUAAUGCUUCGGUUCUAUUUUGAGGAGUGGGAAUACGCUUACGUCCACAGUUUCUAUCACGUGUCGCUGGCGGUGUCUUUUAUCCUGCUACUGCCCAAGAAGAACCGUUACGCUGGGACGGGACGCAACGCAGCCAAACUCAACUGUUACACCCUCUGCUGCUGUAAAUCAAAACCACCGAUAAAGGAGAAAGCACGGACCAUCUGGACCACUCCCCAAAAACCCUGGACGCGGACCGGUGGUCCUGGCUUGCCAUUUCACAAAUCCCAGCCACGCACCACGUAACGCAAGAAACGGCAUCUGCUGAAGGCACCCUGAAAGCGAGGACAGUUAUACGACCUCCCAGCAGGCCAAGAAUGCUUUGGACAACUUAUUCGUAAGGAUAGAAUGAUGCCCUGCAUGUCAAAAAAUGACCGAGAAGGUGUACGUCCUGAAAAACAGUCGGGAAGGUUGUGAAGAUGGUAUUCGGGACCAGAGAAGAAAGGACUGCUGCGAAGCUCCACCAUACCGUAACGCUCCAGCUGGAAAGUUUAUGAGUCAGUAAAAACAGCAGACGUAUUAUCAGUCCAAAAUGAAUAAACUGUCUAUCAAAGGUUCCUCAGAAGGGACCACUUGUCUAUGCACGUUAAAAUGAUUGUAAAAAAGGCUAUUUAAUUCUUAUAUUCAAGCAUUUGUGCCAGACAGGUCAGACAUCAUCUGGGUACAACUAAACUCGUAGCUAAACCUAUCAAACGGUUUUGAUAUACCGUGUAGUACAUUGAGAGAAGUAAAAAUGAUUCAUUAUUGUCAUCUUGUUUCUUUCUUGUAAA